CACCUAACUUCGAGUAUACAUUUAGAUACUAAAUACCUUAAAGCUCUAGUCCAGACGGUGAUCAAGAUGCUUGCAAUCAGUACAAUUCGAUCGGGAUUGCGUCCAAUGGGCGCACGUGUCUGUGGUGUCGUCUGGAAUCGUAGUUACAGCAGUGUGGGCGCGGAAGUACAGAGAGAAAAUCUUGAGGGAGAAAAUGAAGGUAUCACAGUCCUCACACUCAAUCGGCCAAAGGGUAUGAAUUCGCUCAGUCGCAAGUUUUUACAGGAGAUCAAGGAGCAUGCCGACGCCAUCCGAUUCGAUCAAUCUGUACGCGUAGUUGUGCUCAAGAGUGCGCUCGAGAAAGUGUUCUGCGCUGGUGCGGAUCUCAAGGAGCGAGCCACUAUGUCCGAGACAGAGGUAUCAGAGUUCCUAUAUAAACUCAGAGGGACAUUCACAGAGAUAGAGAACCUCCCCAUGCCCACAAUCGCAUGCAUUAACGGUGCAGCUCUUGGUGGCGGGUUAGAGUUGGCCCUAGCUUGUGACCUCCGUGUUGCUGGACCGCGGUCAAAGCUUGGUCUUCCCGAAACGAGACUGGCUAUCAUCCCUGGAGCUGGCGGCACACAAAGGCUGCCGCGAACGAUAGGUGUACCAAAGGCGAAAGAGCUGAUUUUCACAGGGAAGAUCUUAACUGCCGAGAAAGCCGAACAAAUAGGACUUAUAACGGAAGCCGUGACCGAGGGCGAUCCCCUCGACAAGGCCUUGGAGUUGGCACGCAAUAUCCUCCCUGCUGGACCAGUGGCUCUCCGAAUGGCAAAGCAAGCGAUCAGUCAGGGAUCCGAAGUUGAACAGGCUGUUGGUAUGGCAAUCGAGCAGGCAUGCUAUGCACAAGUGAUUCCUACGCAAGACAGGACUGAGGGCUUGACUGCUUUCCGAGAAAAGCGAAAGCCAGUCUACAUAGGCAAAUGAGUUAGCUAUUUGUACUCAGUUUGUACACCUAAUUAAUCGAUGUGGGACCGUAAACAAUGGCGCGAGCAUUAAACCGAGUGAUCUAGUGAAGAGUUUGGCUGCCACUACAUUUUAAC
This is a messenger RNA of Sphaeroforma arctica JP610, 1061 nucleotides long. RefSeq lists its product as hypothetical. Gene Ontology annotation, molecular function: enoyl-CoA hydratase activity. The coding region runs from base 67 to 945 and encodes 292 amino acids. The record is from RefSeq and is a predicted model, not a curated record. Gene Ontology annotation, biological process: fatty acid beta-oxidation. Gene Ontology annotation, cellular component: mitochondrion. NCBI's taxonomy places the organism in Eukaryota, Ichthyosporea, Ichthyophonida. The transcript is spliced from 5 exons.